Messenger RNA from Sceloporus undulatus (fence lizard), 2207 nucleotides. It is a transcript of the gene PSEN2, whose product is annotated as presenilin 2. NCBI's taxonomy places the organism in Eukaryota, Metazoa, Chordata, Lepidosauria, Squamata, Phrynosomatidae. Gene Ontology annotation, cellular component: membrane raft; nucleus; growth cone. The coding region runs from base 333 to 1727 and encodes 464 amino acids. The record is from RefSeq and is a predicted model, not a curated record. The transcript has 12 exons. Gene Ontology annotation, biological process: negative regulation of apoptotic process; amyloid-beta metabolic process; membrane protein ectodomain proteolysis. Gene Ontology annotation, molecular function: aspartic endopeptidase activity, intramembrane cleaving.
GAGGGGAGAGGGCCGGGUCAGCAAGACCUAUAGGAAGUUGCGCCUUUGGUUUGUAGCGGGAUCGAACCGGGGCGGCGUCUCUGUAGAGAAGGAGCUGCCUGGAAAGGGAGUCUCUGGAGGUGUAAGGGCCACCACUGUGAAAAACCUUGCUCUUCAGAACUGAUCUAGCUCUGAUGGCCCAUUAGAGCUCCUGUUUUGCUGGUGCAAGUGAUCUCUCACUGGGCACCCCACAAGAGUCAAGGUCUAUCUACGAGAAGGACCCCUGAGUAACACUGUGAAGGGUUUGUGUGACUGUAAUACAGCAUUACAGGGUUAUCUGUGAAGGAGAAGGUAUGAUCACCUUCAUGAACAACUCUGAUAGUGAAGAGGAACCCUGUAAUGAGAGAACAUCCCUGAUGUCAUCUGAGAGCCCUCUUCUUCCUCCCUACCAUGAUGGUACACAAGCACCUGCAGCAGCAGAAAAUCAGACACACAGGAAAAGACAUACGGGAAGCAGUGGCUCUAACAAAAUUGCUGAUGGAAAUGUGUCUGACUCAGAAGGAGCAGCAAGAGGACCUGUUGCCCUGGAAAGUGAGGAGGAAGAACUGACCCUAAAAUACGGAGCAAAACAUGUGAUCAUGCUGUUCGUGCCUGUUACGCUGUGCAUGAUUGUGGUUGUUGCCACCAUAAAAUCAGUGCGUUUCUACACUGAGAAGAAUGGGCAGCUGAUUUAUACUCCGUUUAGUGAAGACACACCCUACGUGGGCCAGCGUCUCUUGAGCUCUGUGCUGAACACCAUCAUAAUGAUCAGUGUCAUAGUUGUAAUGACAAUAUUCUUAGUUGUGUUAUAUAAAUACCGUUGCUACAAGUUCAUUCAUGGUUGGCUGAUUCUGUCAUCUCUCAUGCUUCUGUUCCUCUUCACCUACAUCUAUCUUGGUGAAGUGCUAAAGACCUACAACGUGGCAAUGGAUUAUCCUACCCUGUUCUUUGUCAUUUGGAAUUUUGGAGCUGUUGGGAUGAUAUGCAUCCAUUGGAAGGGACCCCUGCAACUCCAGCAAGCUUAUCUCAUCAUGAUCAGUGCCUUGAUGGCAUUAGUUUUCAUCAAAUACCUGCCUGAGUGGUCAGCCUGGGUCAUUCUGGGAGCCAUAUCUGUUUAUGAUCUGGUAGCAGUUUUAUGCCCCAAGGGACCACUCCGAAUGUUGGUGGAAACAGCCCAAGAAAGAAAUGAACCCAUAUUUCCUGCACUUAUUUAUUCCUCUGCUAUGAUGUGGACUGUAGGAAUGGCAAAACCAGAUAAUGUGCGAAGAGGAUCUUCUGAAGAAACAUGGGAUUUAGCUGAAGGAACUGAAAACCAUCAGACAUCUUCAUACACUGAUUCUGAAGUUCCUGAGAGGAGACAUCUAACAGAUGGUCAGGGUGGCCAACAACCUGGUCAAAUAGGACACAACUUAGAAGAAAUGGAGGAGGAAGAAAGAGGUGUGAAAUUGGGUCUUGGAGACUUCAUAUUCUACAGUGUGCUUGUGGGCAAAGCAGCUGCCACUGCUAGUGGUGAUUGGAAUACAACUCUGGCUUGUUUUGUAGCCAUCCUCAUAGGCCUGUGUUUAACCCUUUUAUUGCUGGCAGUAUUCAAGAAAGCAUUGCCCGCCCUUCCUAUCUCUAUCACUUUUGGCUUGGUCUUCUAUUUCUCAACAGACUACCUUGUACAACCCUUCAUGGACACCCUGGCAGCUCAUCAGCUUUAUAUUUGACAAGGAUGGUAUUUCUCCUUCAAAGAGCCUUGUUGUGCAGCAGGACAAUUUCCAAUGGAUAAAAAUAUACUAUAGUUUUUAUUUCUAGUGCCAUAUACCUGUCAGGAAAUAAUAUAAAAUAAGUAUGUCUGUCUCUUCUGUAACUUAACAGGUAGGUCCUUUAAUAGCUGGUGUUAAAAUUGACUGAGAGCAAGAUCUAUGUUUACUCAGAAUUGAGCCCCAUCUAACCUGGCUGAGUUCAGUGGGGUUUGCUCCCAAGUAAGUGUGCACAGGAUUGCAACCUUGCUGUGGUCUUUAGAUACCUGGCUGCCUCAUUCAUGUUACAAUCAUUUCCCUCUUGCAGCAGUGUGGUGAAUUGGAGACCAGGGUUCGAUUCCCGCUCAGCCAUGAAACCCACUGGGUAAUCUUGGGCAAGUCACACACUCUCAGCCUCAGGGAAAUGUAAUGGUAAACCACCUGUGAACAAAUCUUGCCAAGAAA